Messenger RNA from Thermothelomyces thermophilus ATCC 42464, 1946 nucleotides. RefSeq lists its product as uncharacterized. The record is from RefSeq and is a predicted model, not a curated record. The coding region runs from base 168 to 1727 and encodes 519 amino acids. The transcript is spliced from 3 exons. Gene Ontology annotation, molecular function: protein binding. NCBI's taxonomy places the organism in Eukaryota, Fungi, Ascomycota, Sordariomycetes, Sordariales, Chaetomiaceae.
CAUUGAAAUUGUUUCACGUAACCUCUAUCGAUACGAAGCAAUUGAAUCACCAACGCCCACUGCUUCAACUGCCUCCGGGGCCAACAUGUCCUGACCAGUCAUUGUGUCCAAGAGAAGAGAAAAAGGAAAUAAAAAAUAUAUCAAAAUAAAAUCAACAACAACAAAAAAUGGCGACCGAUGGGCGGCCAGCGCAGCCCGAGUCGAUUCUGCGCGGACACAAGGCGCAGGUGCAUGUGGCCGCCUUCGUGCGCUCCAACGACCGCCUCGUAACAGGCGAUGCAGAUGGCUUCGUCGUCGCUUGGGAUCUCACAAUUAUGCGGCCCCGCGCGGUAUGGCAGGCCCACAGGAACGCCAUAUUAGGCAUCGCCGGCUGGGGGGAAGACCGGCUGAUCACCCACGGGCGCGACAACAAACUCAUAGUCUGGAAGUUUUCCGCAGAAGAAGAGAGCCGGCUGAGCACCAAGUUGCCCUUGGACACGACACCAGAGCCCCGACCCCAGCCAUGGAUCCUGCACAUGCUCGAGGUGAACACCAUGAAUUUCUGCUCGUUUGCCCAUUGCCCCGCCUCCCCGGGACCGGGUGCGAGUCCGAGUGGUUCAUCAUCAUCAGAGAUCUUCGUUGCAGUGCCGAACACGCUGGCGUCCGAGGCCAUUGAUAUCUUUCACCUGCCCUCGCAAGUACGGCGGCACACGGUCAAGCUGGGCGACAAGAACGGCAUGGUCAUGGCCCUGGCGAUAUUCUACCGCGGGCACGACCUGACUCUUGUGGCCGGCUACGAAAACGGCAAGGCGAUGGUGGCCCAGCUCACCCACCACGGCGACUGGUCCGUCAGGUACCAGGCGAGCUGCCAUUCCCAGCCAGUCCUGUCCCUCGACGUGUCUCCCGGCAGGGACUUCUUCCUCACAUCCAGCGCCGACGCCAUCAUCGCCAAGCACCCCCUCCCUUCAUCACCCCAACCGGCCACCCAGCAGCUCUCCUCACCCCAGCCAGACCCCGCUCCCGGGACUCCGCCGCCGCCAACCAGCGACAACCGCCCCGAUCCCGCCUCCGGGCCCUCCACUACCGCGCAAAGAGGGAACCCAAGCAAGUCGCUCCUCACGGCGGCCCUGUCCGGCGCGGGGCCGCCUUCCUCUUCCUCCUCCUCCUCCCACCAGCCGAUACACACCACCACGGUCCACCGGCCCGGCGAGCUGCCGGCCCAGCAGCCGAUCAAGACGGUCAACACGAGGCACGCGGGCCAGCAGUCCCUCCGGAUCCGCUCCGACGGCCGCGUCUUCGCCACCGCCGGCUGGGACGCCCGGGUGCGCGUGUACUCGGCCAAGACGCUCGCCGAGGUGGCCGUCUUGAAGUGGCACGCCGCCGGCUGCUACGCUACCGCCUUCGCGUCGCUCGAUAAUCCGGCCGCGCAGGUUGGGGAGGGGGAGGGGGAAAGGGAGGGGAAGGGGAAGGGGAAGGGGAAGGAGGAGGAGGAGGAGAGCGAGACGCCGACGCGACAGGAAGAAGGUGGCGGCGAGGGCGGGGGACCCCGGAAACGGCUGCUGCUCGAGGGAAGAGAGCCGGACGACGACGAGCAUGAGGGCGGGACAGAUGAGGGAAAGGAAGUGGCGGUGGUGCCGAAGCUCGUCGACGUGACGGUGCGGGAUAGACGAGUUCAGCAGGCGAGGAGGGCCCAUUGGCUGGCUGCCGGGAGCAAAGACGGGAAGGUUAGUCUGUGGGACGUGUUCUAGACGACGCAAAGACAUUGAACAAUAAAUGCGCCGGGCUAUGGAUUUCUCUGCCCCCCUUGAUGCUUCUUCGGGCAGACAGAUAGACAACGGAGGCGUGCCACCGGGCAGUAUACCACGUAGGGCAUCGCAAGACCUAGGCCCCAAACAAAGUUUAGUGCCGGGCCCUCAUAUACAACGUACUAGUGUACAACAACAUGCAAAACGAUAUUCUUCCCCCCC